Molecule: messenger RNA, 1983 nt
Organism: Clunio marinus
Lineage: Eukaryota; Metazoa; Arthropoda; Insecta; Diptera; Chironomidae
Source: the annotation of a GenBank genome assembly
UGUAAAUAUUCUCAAAGAUUGAAGUGCAAAAUGCCGACUUGUUCUGGUCCUCGAAUGUCAAAGCUGGAAGCAGGCUCCAGCCAGGAAAUGAAAAAAGAUAUUUUACUUCUUGAUCUUCCACAAAAUCCUAAUGUUCGUUGGAAUAAGAAAUGUCAACCACAAAGUCAACUGAAAGGAAUUUACACAUGGACCAGUUCACCUCGUACACUUUAUCAAAAUCGGAUGAUGAUUAGAGAGAACAAUAAUCAGUCAAGAAUGCCAUCAGUGCCUUUUAAAGCGGACGAGACUGCGGACGAGAAAAGGGAGACAACUGGUGAAUUGACGAUCUUGACGGCUGAGAGUUCAUCUGAAAGAUUCAGUUCUAAACCUGAAGCCAUUGUGAGACCUCUCAGACGACGGGAACCUUCAGACGAUGAGAAUCGUCCGCCAGAAUUACAGAAUUUGGAAGCUCAAAUAAUUGAUAAAUUAGUGAAACUAGAGAAACCUCAAAAAGCACAAAAAGACUUUGAGAAGAAGCCUUUAUAUCGACACAGUCAAUCGCGUGAAUCUAAAAAAAGUUGGAGAGAUGGAAUUUCAACAAGCGAUGAUCCAGUAAAACGUCCUUUGUUUAUAACGACCGUACCUCGCGGUGUCUUUCUUCAACCACAGCCAGUUAUACGCGAAAUUGUGGCGAAGGCACGGCAUGUUUACGCUUUCGCCAGCCGCCCACGCAUCUUAGGCCAACACAAUCGUCGCGAGCUUCAACCAAAGCAGAACAAUCAGAAUAGCAAUAAUAAUUUAAUUAACAAAAAUAUUCAUUCGUUUGAUGAGCUGGUUGACUCGCGAAUAUCUUGCGAUAAAGUUGAUGAUGACGAUACAUGCAGAAUUGAAGGCGUUAAAAUACCAAGGACAAGAGAAAGUCAAGCAUGUCAAAAUUUGAUGUAUGAUCGUCGUGUGGUGCGUGGCAGUAAUUUUGCAUCGACAUCCAACAUUCCAGUGGCUUGGGAUCCUUAUUUUGCUUACGCCGGACUUCUUUCGGGAAAGGGCGAUGUCGAUCCCACUCGUAAAGAAGAAGAAGCGAAACGACGUCAGUUGUUGAGAAAGCGACAAGUCUCACGUAACCAACGUGGAGUCAUCGGAACUCCCCCGCCUGUUCAUGGACGAAAGCAUGAAACAAUUCAAACCGAAAAAUAUCUCGAAGAGCUUUUCACACGACCAAUUGAAAUUGAACAAUCAUGUCAAACUGAUUUGUUCCUUCAACGCCCACCAACUCCACCUUAUGUGUGUGAAAAAGUUGGCGUUGACGUCUCGACAGAAAUCAGCGAAGGAGAACUUUUUGAUUUUGACGCAGAAGUUCAACCAAUUCUUGAAACACUCAUUGGUCGAACACUUCAACAAGCACUUGCCGAAGUCAUUCAUGAGGAAGAAAUUGCUGAUCUACAAGUUCAACAACAAAAAUUGUUGGCAAUUCGUGAAGCAGAAAUGGCGGAACUUCAACGACUUGAAGAACAAGAAAAUCGUUUGCAGAGUGAAAAGAAUCGUCGAGGAGAAGAAGAAGAACAUGCGGCAGAAGAAGAACAACAAAGACAAGAUCGUGUGACUGCAGCAAAACUUUUACAAGGUCACAUUGCUGAUCUUCUGCCAAGCGUUCUGGACUCAAUCGAUUCAGUUCGUGAAGCAGAAAACAAAGAUGAUUUGCAGCAGAAACUCACACCUUGGCUUGCUGAAGAAGUUGCUUCUGAAAUUGGACAAAUGAUCGAUUCACGUGAACUUCUCUUGGAAAUUGUCAAAGAAGUUUUACAUCAUCGCGCUGAACUUUAUGCUCGAUUUGAAGAAGAUACGUCCAAGGAAGAUGAUGGAAACAUGUGAUACGACGAUAAAUAAUUUUGGCAUUGAACUUAUGAAAUUUUCUUUUAAAUAUUUUCAUGUACUGAAUAAACUAUAAAAACUGCUUAAUUUUGAAUUGGAGAAGGAAAUAAAGAAGUAAAUGAGAUUUCAUUCAUC